CAAUGCAUUAACUACAGCUAGGAUAUUUAAUAUCCAGAAUUUAGGCUGGGUUUCUCUGAGACAGUGUGAUAUCGUUGCGAGCGCAAGUGUCUUUGCGUGCUAUUAAUUACAUCCUCKGACCGGAAAUUCGUCAUUAUUUGGUAUAUGCAGGUUCAUAUAAGGACAGUUAAGGAGAGUCAACACAAAGCUUCGCUUGAACAGCAAGAGAACAGGAUCAGAAAACCGCGGUCUCACUAAAUUAGACCUUUUAUAAAGAUUUUCAAAAGCAUGUAAUUUGGACCUUCAACGACAGGAGUCUAGUAAUUCCCAAUUCCAUUUUCACCUAGAAACGACAACACGUGUUUAAGGGACUGGAAUAUCAUAUUCUACCGGACUAGACUCUUGCUCUAACGAUGGUCACGACGACAUCUUUCAGCACCAGCAUCAUUGGAAAUGCGUCCCAAAACAAUUCUAGCGCAGAUCGCAACGAGAAUAACAAAUCCCAAGUUGUCGAACAAUAUCUUCAAGUCACAUUUUUAGUGAURCUUUUACUUGUAAUAAUCAUUGGUAACGCUCUUGUCAUGAUUGCUUACAAAGUCAACCGACGUCUACGCACGGGAACGUACACUUUACUGGCGAGCCUUGCCUUUUGUGACUUUCUUGUAGGUAGCGUAUCGCUGCCAAUGUGGAUCUACGUGACGCUGAAUACUUGGUAUGUGGAUCCUACAUUCAAUUCUGUCUUUAAAGGAAUCGAUUAUGUUACGGCCAUUUGUUCUUCUCUGCAUCUGACGAUCAUUUGCCUUGAACGGUGGUUAGCUAUCUCAAAGCCAUUUCUUCACCAGACACUUACAAACAAACAAUAUUACAUAACAUUGGGAACUGUGUGGAUUGUGGCUUUGAUAAUUGGCAYUAUUUUCAACAUGAAGGACACAAAGAUCUAUGCUCUGKUCKUAGUUUUACUGGUAUUUAUUACWCCURUGGUCAUCAUAAGCCUUGUGAACAUUUACAUCUUCAAAGUGGCAAAGAAACUUAUCCAAGAAGAGCCAACAGGGAAUCCUGGAUCGCGCAACGAAAAAAGGAAAAAAGUUCAAAGGGARAGGAGRACRGCAAUGACUCUUGUCAUCAUMACUUGUUUAUUUUUCCUAUCACUUCUACCCACGUAUACAAUAGCACUUGUUGGAGGAUUUUGCUUAGAAGAAUGUUUCUUUCAAAACGGGUUAAAGUGGCCUGAGAUCUUUCGUCUCAUGACUGUUGCAAAAUGGAUGCAGUACAGUAAUAGUGGGGUGAAUCCGUUUAUUUACGCUUUUAGAGAUGCCGAAAUGAGGCGAACUUUUCACAGGAUAUCUUGUAGGGCGAUGUCUUUAAGACCAUUCUCUACGGUGGCGAAUUUCGCGAGUCAGUCUGAUAUCAACUUGGGUAAUCAUGUUAGCCGAGCCAUGACACAAGCAUAAAGGAGACGUAUUCGGUAUUUUCAGACCAAAAAAUAUAUAUAAGAGGAAGAGAAGAUAACUGACAUUUAGGGAAAUUGGACCAUAUGUGCAUAUGUCAUAUGUACAAUUCUUUAUAUCAUGCAUAAUAACAUAUGGCUUUGCAUGAUAAAAACAAAGCGUGGUUUUGUUUAUCAAGUAAACCAUAAAAAGACAUAAAAACUACAGUCCAAAACGAUCAUCCAAUUAUGGUUUGGGGUAAAAACGGCUGCUUAAAUCGUGGCAGUCUUUUAAAUUCAGCUUCAAUAACUUGAAUUGACAACUGAAUUGAUCAGUGAAACAAGCUACAUCAGACUUCUACAUGCAUUUUCCAUAUUCAUAGCAGACAAGCCGGAAAAAAUAGCUUAGCCACCAGGAAGAAAAGAUUAAAAUAAUUGACUCGAUGGCUAUCCAUCACCAUGGUUACAAGGGUAAAAUCCUCAAAAAUAACGUUUGUGUUUCAAUUUGAAAUGAGUCGGUAAACCUCAUGGAUUAAAUUUUUUCGAGUGUCUUAAACCGCAAUGAAACUUCUUAGUAAACCRCCGCUAUGGGCUCGAAAUCACAUCACAGAAUGAAUGCAUUUCUAGCAAGGAAUAUGAUAAAAUUCGACCAUAACAUAUAGAUAUAGUUGCCAAGUAAUUAUAAAAAAAUAAAUGCAAGUAGAAUUAAAGUAAAAGUUGCUAUAAAAAAGCAACCCUGAAAUAUAGUAAUAAUUAAGACAUUGUUUAUUUUAGCGUAAACAGUUUUCGUGUCUUCACGGCGUGCGUGAGAUAAACUGUUCCUGCUCUGUCUAGAAUAMACAGGACAGCAGAUAACUUUGUAUUCAUUUUAUAUAAUUACAACUAUAGCUUCGGGUAGAUUGUAAUCUUGUGUUUAUGUAUGUUAAGAAUAAAAAAAUAUUUGAUUUAUUCUUUUUGACUGAAA
Messenger RNA from Exaiptasia diaphana, 2369 nucleotides. Its product is annotated as histamine H2 receptor-like. Gene Ontology annotation, cellular component: dendrite; membrane. Bases 393 to 1430 code for a protein of 345 amino acids. The record is from RefSeq and is a predicted model, not a curated record. Gene Ontology annotation, molecular function: G protein-coupled serotonin receptor activity; neurotransmitter receptor activity. NCBI's taxonomy places the organism in Eukaryota, Metazoa, Cnidaria, Anthozoa, Actiniaria, Aiptasiidae. Gene Ontology annotation, biological process: chemical synaptic transmission; G protein-coupled receptor signaling pathway, coupled to cyclic nucleotide second messenger. The transcript has 2 exons.